Messenger RNA from Penicillium canariense, 861 nucleotides. Its product is annotated as class II fructose-bisphosphate aldolase. Gene Ontology annotation, molecular function: aldehyde-lyase activity; zinc ion binding. Gene Ontology annotation, biological process: carbohydrate metabolic process. The transcript has a single exon. The record is from RefSeq and is a predicted model, not a curated record. Bases 1 to 861 code for a protein of 286 amino acids. NCBI's taxonomy places the organism in Eukaryota, Fungi, Ascomycota, Eurotiomycetes, Eurotiales, Aspergillaceae.
AUGCCUCUCACAGACAACCGCGCCCUGCGCAUUCUCGACCAUGCCGCCGACAACCACUACGGCGUGCCCGCAAUGUGUUGCUACAACGUGGAGGGCAUUCUGGCAACAGUGCGGGCCGCGGAGGCCAAGCGCGCGCCGGCCAUGAUCCUCCUAUUCCCCUGGGCCGUGCACUAUGCCGACGGUAUCCUGGUGCACGCCGCUGCAGAGGCCGCCCGCAACGCGUCGGUCCCCGUCACGGUGCACAUGGACCACGCCCAAACUCCUGAGAUCAUCCGCCGCGCGGCAGACUUGGGUGGCUUCGACAGUAUCAUGGUAGACAUGUCGCACUACGAGAAGGCAGAGAACCUGGCGUUGACCCGCGAAUUGGUGGAGUACUGCCACGCGCGGGGUAUUGCGACGGAGGCGGAGCCUGGGCGCAUCGAAGGGGGCGAGGAUGGCGUGGCUGACACGGCGGAUCUGGAAGGUCUUCUAACGACGCCUGAAGAAAGUCAUGAGUUUGUGGACACUGGUAUCGACUGGUUGGCGCCGGCCUUUGGCAACGUGCACGGCGAGUACGGCCCUCGCGGCAUCCGGCUUGAGUAUGACCGACUGCAGUCCAUCAACGCUGCUGUGGGCAGGAAGGUGCGCCUUGUGCUGCACGGUGCCGAUCCAUUUACCAAGGAGAUUUUCCAACAGUGCAUUGAUUGCGGGGUCUCCAAAAUCAACAUCAACAAGGUCUUGAACAAUGAGUAUAUUAAGGUGCAGCAAGAGAAGGCUGGCAAGGUUCCCCUGACUACCCUGCUUGAGGAGGCUACGAAUGAAAUGCAGAAAGCGGUUGAGAGGUGCAUUGAUAUGUUGGGCGCGACUGGACGAUACCCAUAG